Amphimedon queenslandica is the source of this 646-nucleotide messenger RNA. Its product is annotated as Rieske domain-containing protein-like. The record is from RefSeq and is a predicted model, not a curated record. Bases 22 to 555 code for a protein of 177 amino acids. Gene Ontology annotation, molecular function: 2 iron, 2 sulfur cluster binding. NCBI's taxonomy places the organism in Eukaryota, Metazoa, Porifera, Demospongiae, Haplosclerida, Niphatidae. The transcript is spliced from 3 exons.
UUAGCAGCCACUCCCACGUAAAUGGCAGCUCAGAGUGAGUAUGUAUUUGCAGGGAAAUUAAGCGAUUUGAAGUCCUCAAGAAAGCAAAGAGUGACUGUCUCGGACAGAGUAUUGGCUUUAUUUUAUGCAAACGGGCAGGUCUACGCUUUGGAUCAUUUCUGCUAUCAUACUGGAGGACCUUUGUCCCUUGGAGAUAUUGAAGACUCACAUGGUCGUAUGUGUAUCAUCUGUCCAUGGCACAAACACAGUAUUACGCUAGACACUGGCGAGAGUCUUUAUACCGCCAUUGAUCCUUUUAAUCCUCGUAACAUAAAACACAACUGCUCUAAAGGAGUGAAGCAGCGGACUCAUUCCGUUAGAAUCGAAGGAGAUGACAUUUUAGUGAAGCUGUCGGACGUGACGGAAAAGGUUUUCGAGUCUGAUCGAUAUUUUACGGAAGAGUAUAAGGUUUUCAUGGAGAAUGUCAUCAAAGAUCCCAUUUUAGUCAAGAAGGAUCCUUUAGGAGUCCCGCUACACUCUAACAGAACUGACUUGAAAGGUUUCAAAAACAAGUAGAUUAAUAGAAAUUAGUCAUUAACUUGUUAUUGCUCUUGAAGAUUAUAUUUUAAAUUCAUUCUUAGUUCCUUUAUUAUUAUUAUUAGUAUUA